Messenger RNA from Pelodiscus sinensis (Chinese soft-shelled turtle), 2721 nucleotides. The record is from RefSeq and is a predicted model, not a curated record. NCBI's taxonomy places the organism in Eukaryota, Metazoa, Chordata, Testudines, Trionychidae.
GAGCCAAUCAGAGAGGCUGUGACAUCCAGUGCAGGAUGAGGCGAGAGCGUCCCUAAUUGGGAAGCUGCCCCAGGAGGUUACUGCUUCUGUGGUGCGUCCCGCUCCUUCAGCUCUAGCGCCUCUCCUGCUGCGGCAGGGGUCCCUGCAGGACAUGGAGCCGGCCCAGGUUGUGGUGAUUGGCAGCGGAAUCAUUGGUCGCAGCUGGGCUAUGGUGUUUGCUGGUGGCGGCCUCAGAGUGAAACUUUAUGAUGUUGUACAACCACAGAUAACAAGCGCUCUGGAGUACAUUAGCAAAGAAAUGAAGGAGCUGGAAAAGUCUGGAAUGCUGAAAGGAACUCUCAGUGCAGAGAAGCAAUUGUCUCUUAUUAGUGGCUGUAUGGACCUAAAGACAGCAAUAGAGGGGGCAGUUUUCAUUCAGGAAUGCAUACCAGAGAAACUGGAAUUAAAAAAGGAGAUUUUUGGUCAGUUAGAUCUUAUUGUCAAUAAUGAUGUUAUCCUAAGCAGCUCUACUUCUACUCUUUUGCCUACUAAGUUGUUUACUGGCCUUAAACAUGUGAAGCAAUGCAUUGUGGCACAUCCUGUAAAUCCGCCCUAUUACGUGCCGCUGGUUGAACUGGUUCCACAUCCAGAAACAGAGCCAUCUACAAUGGAUAAAACUCAUGCUCUGAUGAAGAAGGUUGGACAGUCACCCAUCAGAUUAACCAAAGAGAUAGAUGGGUUUGCUCUGAACCGUCUCCAGUAUGCAGUUAUUAGUGAGGCAUGGAGGCUUGUAGGUGAAGGAGUAGUAUCUCCUGCUGAUCUAGACCUUGUGAUGUCUGAUGGAUUGGGAAUGCGGUAUGCAUUUAUAGGACCGUUUGAAACGAUGCAUCUCAAUGCAGAAGGAAUGACAAAUUAUUGUGAGAAAUACCGGGGAGGAAUGAUACAUGUUCUGAAAACCUUUGGACCAGUGCCAGAUUUUUCAGGUGAAACAGAGCAGAAAAUCAGCCAGGCCAUGAGUGAAAAAACUCCAGCUGAUCCAGAACACCUCAAGGCCAGGAGAGCAUGGAGAGAUGAAUGUCUUAUGGGCCUUGCCAAGUUGAAGAAACAAAUGAAAUCCAACUGAGUUGCAUUUUCUAUAAUACACAGGGGCAAAUUAUUUGUAGGUCUCCACAAAAGUGGGUGCUUCUGUUUCCAUAGGCAAAAAUCUGUAUUUGCUGGUACAGAGCAGGUGACUCAAUAUGCAUGCAGUGAAUUUUGCCAAAUGUGAUCCAAACGGCCAUUACAUUAUUAAUUAGUGACAAGAAACUAAUUCAUAAAAACUUUGCAUCUGAUUAUUCUAAAUGCUUUAAUACUAGCUUCUGCAGAUUUGUGGCCCUGCCAGUCCCAAGAUAUUAGAGAGACAAGGUGAGUUAGUGAGAUAAUAUACUUUAUUGGACCAACUUCUCUUGGUGAGAGAGAGCAGAAGCUGAUCCAGUAAAAGUAUAACCUCACCCACCUGGUCUCUAUAAUACUAGCUAGGAUCAGCAUUAUUAAUACUGUAUACUAGACAGGCACACGAUUUUUAAAAUGAUGCAUUUUAUAAUCUUGCUUGGUGAUAUGUAGCCUCAGCCGUGCUUGGGGUCCAGGGACAGGCAGUCAUUAGCUGUUUAUCAUUAUGGAACAAAUUCUGCUCCCCAUAAUCGUCUGUUGAUAUGGUGAGCUCUGUCUAAUUCCACUGCAUUGGGGUGAAAAGAGAAUUUGUGGAAUGCAUAUAGGGAACAGAAAAGGAUCCACAGAAUAGGAGCAUAAAAUAGCUUCUGGGGUUGGUGCAACCCGGCUCAGUAGCAAUUCCACAAGCUUGGUGAGAAAAUAACUUUCCCGUCCCUCCUCCUUCCCUUAGGCACUUAGAUACCAUGGUGAUAGAGAAGGCGUAAGUACCUGAAUAGAACAGAGAAGAACCUCUCCCUGCCCCCCAGCUUCUAUAGAACUCAUCAGGGCCCCACCUGGUUUUUCAGGCUGAGUACUUGACAGCCCAUGACUGCCCUGAACAAAGUCAGCCAUUUUUUAUGCCACCAGUUGUUUAUUGCUACCUAGAAAUUCAGAAUAAGUAUGUCCCAUUUAGGUCUCUCUAGAAGUGAUAAAAAGGUGAUUAGUGUUAUUUUUAAAUUGAGUUAGCUACCUGAAGAGGUGAGAGGGUGUAGUGAACAUUGAGCUGAGCUCUGCAGUCUCUUCCCAGCUCUGCCACUGACAUGUGUGACCUUGGGUGACUCACUUCUUCCUCUGCCUCUGUUUUGUCUCUAGCCUUUUGUUUGUGUACCAGUUAGCUCUUUGGGGAAGGAACGGUCUCUGUGUCAGUGCCUACCAUGGUGAAGCUUUGAUUUUGGUUUGAACCUUUGAGCACUAAAGUAAUAUAAAUAAUACAUAGAACUCUGCAAAUCUGCAGCUACCCACUUUAUAUCCACAGAACGUAGACGGUGUAAAACAGUGGCUAUGUUGUAUGGUGUUUCAAACCCUGGCAGCUAAUAUCAUUUUAAAAAUGCAUUUCUCCCUGUUCUAGAGGAGGUCAGAGAAGGUUUUAAUAACUCUUUUUAAACAAGAUUAUUUCCUUUUUGCUAUGUUCAAGUCUCAUGACAUUUUAGCUGAUAUAUUGCUUUGCUUUGCUUUAGCUUGUUUUGACAUCAUUGUAAAUUUAUCUCAUCAUCAAAAAUCUGCCUCCAUUUCUCUCUUUGCUUAUGAAUAAAAGGUUCCAAUGAAAUAUACUGA